AUGGUGUGCGGCUUGCUCGUGAUUUCUCUGUCGGUUACACUGUUUAGCAUUGCGUCCGCCUCUCGGCUAACAUGGGCCUUGGAACGGGAUGGGGCGUUUGCCAAGGUGAUUGAUCGAAGACAUAAUGUCUUCGUCCGCGUGGUCUGGCUCCCUGUUUUCAUCGUGAUGUGUCUCGCCUGUCUGAAUAUCGCUGAUACAGCCGCGUUCCAAGCCUUUGUCGCACUGGGCUCGAUCGGGUUGUUUGUGUCAUAUUUUAUUGCUAUCGCACGCAUGAUCCACAAUCGAUUCCAGGCGACGCCGGCGCCUCUGGUUGACUGA
Molecule: messenger RNA, 318 nt
Organism: Penicillium argentinense
Lineage: Eukaryota; Fungi; Ascomycota; Eurotiomycetes; Eurotiales; Aspergillaceae
Product: amino acid permease
Exons: 2
Coding region: 1-318 (105 amino acids)
Biological process (GO): transmembrane transport
Cellular component (GO): membrane
Molecular function (GO): transmembrane transporter activity
Source: RefSeq, a predicted model, not a curated record